Lactuca saligna is the source of this 815-nucleotide messenger RNA. The record is from the annotation of a GenBank genome assembly. NCBI's taxonomy places the organism in Eukaryota, Viridiplantae, Streptophyta, Magnoliopsida, Asterales, Asteraceae.
AUGGAUUCCACGGUUAUUGAUGGCGGUGGCGAAGGAGUGAGUUUAGUAGAAAGAGAACGGUCUCAUGUGGUGGAAUUAGCGGCGUCGACCGAAGGUUCCGAUCCAGUUUCGGAGGACCAGAUAACUCCUCUUUUGACGCAAUCAGACAAACCCAAACUCAGUAUAUUUACCGUCUCUUUUUUUGGGGUGCUCUUUAUACUCGGAUCACCUAUCAGCAUACAAGAAGUUUCAGGAGAAGGUGGAGGUGUCCAUGGAGUAGGCCAUGUUUUUGCAGUUUUGAUUGGUUCAUUAUCAUCAUUGGCUGGUGGAAUAACUUACUGCCUUAUCAGGGCUGCAGCAAAAGCCUCUGACCAACCUAUGGGUACUGUAUUUGCAUUUGGCCUUCUCUCUAGUCCUGUUGCAGCAAUAUGCAUGAUUACCACCCAAGAGUUUGUGCUUCCUAGCUUCUAUUCUUUCAUUCUUAUGAUUGUUCUCAGCAUAUUGGCCUUUUUUGCUGAGUUAUUUCUGGCACGUGGGCUUCAACUUGAGAAAACCAGCAAAGUUGCAAAUAUUCAAUACCUUGAGGUGGCUUUUUUUGAGUUAUGGGGAAUGGGAUCUUCACGGGUGAUUGUGUCAUUUGGUAAAUUUGUUGGAUGCUUUCUUGUAUUUGUUUCAGCUUUUUGUACCAUUUAUUUUGGACCAGAGAAAGAGAUAGAGAUGGAGUGACGUCAGCAUGUCUUACAAAGGUUAGCCAUGCCAUGUCACCACCCAUUUUUGGUUUUGUAAACAUUUUUUUUUUCUGAAAGAAACAAUAUACCAACCAUAAUCAGAUAUAU